Chara braunii is the source of this 950-nucleotide messenger RNA. The record is from the annotation of a GenBank genome assembly. Lineage: Eukaryota; Viridiplantae; Streptophyta; Charophyceae; Charales; Characeae.
GGGGAACAAUAGGGAUCCUUUGAGGUAGCAGUACCGGACGCCGUCUUUGUCGAGGGGUGCCUCGGCUCGCCCCCUGUGGAUGCAGUCUCCGUCUCCGCUGUCCGCCACUUCGACUGCAGCCUGUCGUGGAGGUGAAUGCGGGGAGAUUGAUUGUGGCAUCGACGAUGUUGGUGAUGCACGCGACGAGAGGGAGGUGUGGGCAGAUCAGCGACGAACGCUUCAUCCACGACGGGAGGAAUCCAUUACUCAGGGGGUGCAACGACUGCGUGUGGGGGAGCACGAAGACGACGGCGACGCACCUGCGGUGGGCCCGAACGAUCAGGAGUGGAACAACGAGGACGACGAAGGUGGGGAGGAGGAAGCAGGCCACGUACCGCCGUUCAAGCAAAGCAGCAUGGGAGGGAGGGGCGGGAAGACGAGGGUGUGUGGUCGCAAUGGUCGUUGGAGGAAAAUAGCGGUGGGGAAAGGGAGCGAUGCCAAAGCUGACGCUGACACAGAAGGUCAUCAAUUCUGGUUCGUGGACGACAUGAUAGCCCUCAUCCGGGCUAAACGUGACCAGGACGCGCAUCUGCAGGGGAUGGGCACCGCGUUCGCUCGUAUGAAGCCGCGAGAAUGGAAGUGGUUGGAUGUGGGGCAAAGGUUGAAGAAGGGCACGACGACGGGUCGACGAGAGGUUCUUCUCAGACGACGGGGAGCCCUGCCGUUUCGGCAAGAGGAAGAGCAUGAGGCAGCAAACUUUCGAAGCGCUGACGGAAUGCAUGGAGAAGCACGGGGCUCUAGUGGCGUCGACGAUGGAGAGCAACAACAAGCGGCAGUGCUCCAUCCAAAUCUGGCAGUGUGAGGCAUUGGAAGUGGAGGUCGAAGUGCAAAAAAAGCGCUACGCAGCGUGUGACGAAGUUAGCAACUGCUGUGUCACGCUCUGCUGGAGAUAACAAAGGCCAUCCGCGAGC